UCCUUCCGGAAACAGACGCCCUGAUGAAGGUAGCAGUGAGGUAGCGGCUGCGGAUCCACACGGUUCAUGGUCGGCAGCCACCUCUGACUCGUAGCUCACUUCGGCUCGAGUCGGGAACCCCGCUGGAGUCGGUUUGGCUCGGUGCUUUCAUUUCUCUUUAGCUCGGCGGCUAACAUCAUGGCGGCCACGGAUCCACGUUUCUCGAGUAACGGCGGGCCGAACAGCAGAGGAGGGUUCCCUGCGGGGGAGAGCAGCAGCGACCGCGACGGCCCGGGCGGCAGCAGCGGCGGCGGCGCGGAGAGCGAGCGUGAUCGGGCCACCUUCGAGUGCAACAUCUGCUUGGACACUGCCAGGGACGCGGUCAUCAGUAUGUGCGGCCACUUGUUCUGCUGGCCCUGCCUUCAUCAAUGGUUGGAGACGCGGCCCAGCAGGCAACAGUGUCCCGUCUGCAAGGCGGGCAUUAGCAGGGAGAAAGUCAUCCCGCUGUACGGCAGAGGGAGCUCCAGCCAGGAGGACCCCAGGUUGAAAACUCCGCCUCGGCCUCAGGGACAGAGAACCGAGCCUGAAAGCAGAGGAGGGAUGUUCCCCGGUUUUGGAGAAACGGGCUUCCACAUGUCUUUCGGGAUCGGAGCGUUCCCCUUCGGCUUUUUCACCACAGUCUUCAACGCCAACGACCCCUUCCACAGAGCAGACCAGUAUGUAGGGGAUCACCAAGCCAACGGUAACCUUAACAACGGCAACAACAACAACAACUGGCAGGACUCCCUCUUCCUGUUCGUCGCCAUCAUCUUCUUCUUCUGGCUACUGAGCGUCUGAUGACGACGACAAUAUAAAAACAAAAACAAGACUGGAGACACUAGCGCACUCACACACACACACACACACGUGAUUUUCAUUAUGUAACCUGAGAAAAAGCUGCUGAGAGUCAAGAAAUACAGGUUUUCUCCUCCACUCUGCCCCUGACACACACACUGACACACACCUGCUGUGUUAACACUGUAAAAACACAAAAUCUUACCAAGUAUUUCUGGUCCACUUUUUAAUGCUAACAUAUUUAUACACUUGAAAUAAGACGCAACUAACAAGUAACCUUUUUUGCACAACACAAGAUCUUGUUUUAAGUGAAUACUUUCUUAAUAUUUAUGAAAAAGUGCAACUUCCUCUGUCAGAUUACUUCACUUAUAAACUGGAAAAUGUCUUAAGUGAAAUAAUCUCCCUGUGAAAAUUGUUCUUUUUUUAAUAUUUAGGAAUUGACAUAAAACAAGCUCCCAUUCCUUCCUAAAAAGUUACUUUAACUUAGUUUUGUCUUAUUUAAAGUGUACUGAGAUAUUUGCUGUAUACACUAGACUAUAAAUACUUGGUAAUAUUUUGUGUUUUUGCAGUGAAUGUUGUUUGUUUAUGCAACAAAAUAAAUCACAAUCCAGAGCAGGAGUCAGCAACUUUGCUCUUUUUUUUCUUUUUUUUUUAACUUUGCUCUUUACCAUUUCUGGUCGAAGCAAGAGCCACAGGUUGCUGACCUCUGACCUCCAAUAAUCUAGGGCCACCUCUGUAGUUGUCAGCACAGAGUUUAGUGACAGUAUUAAAUGUUUUUAGCAAAUGGAGCAGAAACAGCCAGGAUGGGUAAACCUUCCUCCUGGUUUCUAUAUUCAGUAUCCGUAAAGGUGGAAGAAACGGCAGUCGGUUUAUUUAUGUUUGUCUUAAACUGCCAUUACACUGUGAGGUCACCUGUGGACGGAGCUGUCCUUAACGUCUGGUGUCUUUUUGUUUUUUUCUGUGUGGGGGGUUUUUUUUCCCCAGAAUGCAACACAAUUUUAUUUCAGAACGGAUCCAUUGAAAUCUUAAAGGUGCCACCCACUCAUAGGACUUUUGCAGAAUAGAUGAGUUCUUUGGACUUUUCCCCCUGCAACAGAGCGAUUAUGAAACACUUAUGUCACAGUUGACUUGUUUUGUUUUACCUGUGUGUGUGCAUACAUAAUAUAUUUGUAUAUAUGAAUAUUGUAAAUGCUGUUUCUGUGUUUCUGACACGGGGAGCUACAGACGAUUGCUGAGACGUGAAAGUUUUAUGAUUCUGUUUCUCAUUAAAGCAAAGAAACAGGCCUUCCCUAUUGAUGUGAAUGAUAAGUGAAGUUUCCCUUUUUCCUGGACAAAUAACUGACCAAAUGUGUGAAAAAGAAAAAUAAUAAAAAAUAACCCCAAUCGUUAUAAUGAUCAAUUUUUUCCAGCCAAUACCAAUCUGAUUUCUUUUUAAAGGUGCUUCAAGUUUCAUUUUUCUUUUUUAAAUUUAAAUUAAAUUUUUUUUUUACCCCACAGGGAAAUUAAAUAAUCUUAGGUAAUGAUUUUGAACAUGACAAUAAAGAAGCAGAAUAUUAUCUUCACUUAUGAAUAAAAUCUUACCAAUUAUCUUUGGUCCAGUUUCUGGAGUAAGUAGUUUGGUAUGUUUGAAAUGUAACUUAACUUUCAAGUAACAUCUCAGCAAGAUAUGAGUUUGUUUUCAGUCAAUAAUUUAUUAAUAUUGAUUUUAAAAACAGUUCUAGUUUCACUGGCAAAUUAUUUCACUCAUUACAAGAUAUUUCCAUCUGUUAUAAGUUUAAUAAUCAGCCAGUGGAGCCUGUUCACUGUGUUGAGUCAAAAUUGCACUGCUACCUAGCAACCCCAGCAGAGCCCUGCCCGUUGCCUAGCAACCCAAGGGGAGUACCACGACGCUCCUGCUUCAAACAAACGAUUUUGCUAAAGUUACUUGUAAGGUUUUGUCAUAUUUCAAGUGUACUAAGAUAUUUGAACUAGAAACUAGACAAUCUUGGUAAGAUUUUGUGUUUUUGCAGUGUAAACCUUUGUCUGACUUUAAUUAAACUCAAAAAAGUCAGAGUUCUGAGUUUUAGUGCACUUAAUAGUAUUAGUAUUUGACCUGCUGAUUAAGGGAAUGAAUUGGCCAACCUGAUGGUGCGUCUCUAGUUGCAGUUUUCUAACCUGUUGGAUCUGGAGAUUGUGUCUAAACUAUAAAUCAAGUCUUCUAUGUUCCCAUCAGGGUCAGGACAGAAACUGAAGGUCAUCUGAAGGACAGGCUGUCCGCCGCCACCGGGGCUCGUUCUUGUCUUACGUAUUUGUCUGUCGGAGCGACUCUUUGUACUGAGGGGCUAAUGUGACACUAAAACAGGUGACUGAGGUCCCAAUGCAAAUGGAGACUGUUGUGGAAAAACCAAAUGUUCUUGGAGAUUAAAGUUGAUUAAAAUGUU
Molecule: messenger RNA, 3233 nt
Organism: Xiphophorus hellerii (green swordtail)
Lineage: Eukaryota; Metazoa; Chordata; Actinopteri; Cyprinodontiformes; Poeciliidae
Gene: rnf5
Product: ring finger protein 5
Exons: 6
Coding region: 178-816 (212 amino acids)
Biological process (GO): ubiquitin-dependent protein catabolic process
Cellular component (GO): endoplasmic reticulum
Molecular function (GO): ubiquitin protein ligase activity; metal ion binding
Source: RefSeq, a predicted model, not a curated record